Molecule: messenger RNA, 3543 nt
Organism: Zerene cesonia (dogface butterfly)
Lineage: Eukaryota; Metazoa; Arthropoda; Insecta; Lepidoptera; Pieridae
Product: coronin-2B-like
Exons: 13
Coding region: 253-1938 (561 amino acids)
Biological process (GO): actin filament organization
Molecular function (GO): actin filament binding
Source: RefSeq, a predicted model, not a curated record
CCUGUAAAGGACAUGCCUCCCGUAAAAGAUGAAAUGAUCAGAGAAAUUAAUUGUUUGGAGAUAAACUUAACUGAGAAAAGCCCAGCGAAGAAUAGUGCACUUGUCGAUGUGAGAGCGUGUAAUAAACCUGCCGCUAAGUGGUCCCUUUGCCGCUCGUGAUGUGGACGACUGAUUUUUAUGUUCCUUAUGUACUUUAUGUUUUAUAAAAUGCACAAAUUGUAUUCAUAGUUGAGUGCUGGAUCUAUGUAGUGCAUGCUUAAAACGCACCUGAAUACCGGCGCCGAAAUGACUAACUCGCAGGUGUGGUUUCGAGGCGUGAGAAGCUCAAAAUUUCGCCAUGUUUACGGUGUGCCAUUCAAAAGAGAGCGAUGCUAUGAUAAUAUUAAGAUCACUAGGAAUGCGCACGAUUCAAAUUUUUGCGCCGUAAAUCCCAAGUUUGUGGCAAUCGUGACAGAGGUCGCCGGGGGCGGAGCCUUUCUUGUCCUACCCUUAGAUCAUACCGGGCGUCUAGACUUCAAUGCGAGCCGGGUUACCGGCCACAAAGGGCCCGUACUCGACAUCAAGUGGAACCCGUUCAACGAUAACAUCAUAGCGUCCUGUUCCGAUGAUUGCACGGUGAAACUGUGGCACAUACCAGAUGGCGGUCUUUCUAUGCACCUCACCGACUGGCUGGUAGAACUGCAUGGCCACAAGCGGCGGGUAGCGUACAUCGAAUGGCAUCCGACCGCUGAAAACAUUCUGCUCAGCGCUGGAUUUGAUUAUUUGAUUUUCGUGUGGGAUGUCGGUAAAGGAGAGGCGGUGAAGGUGAUCGACUGCCACAGUGACGUCAUCUACUGCAUGUCGUUCAAUCGGGACGGCUCGCUCUUGGCCACCACCUGCAAGGAUAAGAAGCUGCGAGUGAUCGAACCUAGGCGCGGUAUAGUGCUCUCUGAGGGGCAAUGCCACACGGGCACCAAAGCGUCCAAGUGCACGUUCCUCGGCAACCAGGGGCGCGUGCUCACCACCGGCUUCUCGCGGUACAGCGACCGGCAGUACGCCGUGUGGGAGCAGCACGACCUCACGCGCCCGCUCGUCUGCGAGACCAUCGACAGCUCCUCGGGCGUCGUCUUCCCUUACUACGAUUAUGAUACUAAUAUGGUAUAUCUUGCGGGCAAGGGUGAUGGCAACAUUCGGUACUAUGAAGUAGUUGAUGAAGCGCCAUACGUUCAUUUCCUCAAUCAAUUUCUUUCUGGCAACCCACAGCGCGGUCUCGGGUUCAUGCCCAAGCGCGGCGUGAACACGGCGGCGUGCGAAGUGUUCCGCUUCUACAAGCUGCACACGUCGCGCGGCCUCUGCGAGCCGAUCUCCAUGAUUGUGCCCAGGAAGUCGGACUGUUUUCAGGAAGACUUAUACCCGGACACGGCGGCGCCGCAACCGGCUCUGAGUGCGCGGGACUGGCUCAGCGGCAUGAACGCACCACCACUGCUCAUCAGCUUGAAGACCGGCGUGACGAUCUCGACGCACAAGCCGCGGCAGAGCGGCAAGAGCGCGCCGGCGCUGCAGCCGCAGGACGCCAACAACCGCAAGAAGUUCGCGUUCCUCUCGCGCGAGACCACGCCCGACUACCGCCCGCUCGCCACCUGGCAGCCCGACCGCGCCGCCGACGCCGACGCGCAGGUGACCGAGAAAUCGGCGAAGACGAGCGCCAACCAGAGCGCCAAGUUCCACCAGCUGCAGCGCAUGUUCGGCAAGCAGCCGCCCGGCGCCGAGCCCGUGCCGCUCUACAAGCAGAUCAGCCAGGGCGACGUGUUCGCCACCGAGCACGAGUUACGACUCGCGUUCAACCGCCAAGGCGAAGAAUUGCGCAUUGUCAAACGGCAGCUCCAAAUCAGCCAACAGCGUGUCCGUGAAUUGGAACAACAUAUCGCGAUGUUGCAAGCGAAGGUUCCGCAAAAUUAAAUGAAAAAUUUGUAAAUCGAACACCGAUUUACUAUCAAAUGUUCGGCUUUAGUACGCCUUUGAAAUGUUUCUCCUGUUUGCAUUUUUAUGGCUCAUAUUGUACUAUUAUUUUUUAAUUCACAUAUCGAGUGUGAUUGGAUACUUGAUUCAAACUAUGCGAAUUCCGAAUUGCUGUGUUUAUUCGUGUCGAUUCUCAUCAUUGUUACGCGAUAUAUGCGUCUUUAUUGAACGGGCUAAACCGCUAGUUUCUCUAGAUCUUAAGGGAUAUGAAAAGUUUUAAGUUGGUUCAGUAGCCAUUUGUUUAGACUUAAGCAUUUGUCGUUCACUUAGUGUUGUGGCUGGCCACAAACUGUGCUUGGCUUAAGUUGAUUGAUAAGUAUUAUUAGGCCUUAUUUUUACAAUGUGUGAUGUUUUUCACUUUGCUAUGUAUGUGAUUGUUUAAAGUUGUGUUAGUGAAUGUGUUUUAAUGUGACUAUUUUAAUUAAUAUUGUGUUAUUAUUUGAUUAUUGAAAAAUUAAGUCGUUUUUAUAUAAUAUUUUAAUAAUGCUUUCAUGGCUUUAGUACGUAUGUAUUACAUAUAUAUUAUGUAUAAAAUCGGAUUUAUUCAGACACAAUGGAUAUACAAAGAAUUUGGCAUUAAACAUUUUACAUUCAUUCCAAUAUUUUAUAAUAAAUUUGUGGCCUAUAUGUCUCGGCUAACUCGACUGAAGCUCUAUGUGAUAACUUCAUGACAUUCAAAGAAAUGCGAUGUGGUUGUGUGUAUGUGGCCAUUUUUUGUUUCAUGACAAUAUCAUACAAUAUUUUUAAUGUACGUGCAAUGUAAUUUCAGGGUUUUUUUUAUCUAUAGUUAAGUUUAUGCACUGUUUGGAAUGCACGAAAUUGUAUAUUAUUUCAAUUUCAUCAAUUUGAUUUAUUGUUGGCGAUGAUUUAGUCUGAAUUACUUUCAAUGAUUACUUGUUUGUGUUAUUUUAUAUUAUUAAGUUUACUAUUUUUGUUAGGUAGCAUUUUACGAUCAUUUUCGAUGGUAGUUUUGUGUAUUUUAAGGUUUUGAUACUUUACAUUUCUCGUACUCUUGUAUUCCUCGAUGCAUUUUAUUUCGAUGAUAGUUUAUGUUGUGAAUGUUCUUCAAUGGUUUAUGAAAACUUAAACAAUAUUGUACAAAAAAGUUACCUGAACCAUUUUUAUAAUCUACAGUAGCUUUAGAUUUUGAUAUUAUUUAAGAAGUAUUUUGAUAGGUGCUAGAUGUAACAAGCCUUGAGCAAAAUUAUAAUAAAUUUUAUUUUAUGUGGCCUUUAAAAACUUUUGAAAUGACAAUUUUUGUUGGAAGGAUAUUUUUAUUCUUUACGAAAUGUGGAAUCUAAAAAAAUAAUAAUACGAAAUAGCAUGAUUUUUAUUUGUAGAUUAUGGUUAAAUGGCAUUUUAUUUUGUAAUCAGAUUGUACUGUAAUUCACAAUAAUUUUAGUAGAAAUUUCUACUUUGACAUUCCAAUAUGAAUACUUUGAUAAAGUUUAAGUGAAAUGAUUGAGUAUUAUAGCAUAUUAGCUGAGAUAGUUUAGUUUCGCUAAGUCAAUGUUAAUAUUUAUUGUGUAUUUUUAUAUCAAGCUU